UGCCCUUGCGAGAGCGUGAUGUUAUCUGCUGGCAAACUUUGCCAGAAUCUAGUCUCAGAGAGCAGGGGGUAUAGAUGAGAGUAAUAACGGUCUGAAGUUGAGGUGAAGAAAACGGGCAUGUUUUUACACAAUCGAUUAUUCUGAAAUUAAGAAAAGUAACAGGUCAAAGAGGCAAUCAAUUGUCUCCAUGCAUAGCAUAUUGGGGCAUUCUGACUGCAAAGUUUGAAAGACGGAAUUGUGAGAGGUGGAGGACCGAGACUGAAACGAUUUCAAUUUUUUUUACAAAUCUUGAUACAGUGGAGGUGUGUGCAGCCUGCAGGGAUCUUACUGCAGAGGAGUACGUUUACAUUUGCUUUUGAAAACUUUACGGCACCGAAUUGCAAUAUUCCUUUUUAUUAGUAUUGAUUUUGCGGCGUCUUUUUUCUGUUUUUUUAAUAUUUCUUUUUUUUUAAGCGCUGACAGCAAAUUGGUCACCUAUUUAGACUACGAUUUUAGGAAGCUGUUUUGUAAAUGUAUUACUUUAUUGAAAUAAAAAAAUAAACAUAACGAUAUAUUAAACUGAUGGAACAUAUAUAAUAUUGAUCUUUUUAUAACCCAUGUAUAUAUAUAUAUAUAUAUAUAUUUAAAUAGAGGUUUAACAUACUUUAUAAUCGUUUAAAAAUAUAAUAUAUUGUUUCAUACUGUUUUUUAUAUAUACCCUUUUAAAAGCAAAAGGGUUAAACGUUAGAUUUAAAGAUGAACUACUAUUUUUUGACCAUUGUCCUAACGCUGGAUUUAGCCACGGUGGCUAUUAGCUUGUCUACCUGCAGUACCUUGGACAUGGACCAGUUCAUGAAGAAGCGGAUCGAGGCAAUAAGGGGGCAGAUCCUGAGCAAAUUGAAGCUCACUAGCCCACCUGAACACUACCCUGAGCCCGAGGAAGUGUCUCAGGAGGUUAUCGCCAUCUAUAACAGCACCAGAGACCUGCUGCUGGAGAAAGCCAACGAGAGGGCUGCGACUUGCGAAAGGGAAAGGAGCGAGGAGGAGUAUUAUGCUAAGGAGGUUUACAAGAUAGACAUGUUUCCCCUUUAUUCAUCUGAAAAUUACAUCUCUGCAAAUUAUUACAAUCCUUACUUCAGGCGUCUUAAAUUUGAUGUUUCAUCAAUGGAGAAAAACGCGUCAAAUCUGGUGAAGGCAGAACUUAGAGUUUUUCGAUUACAAAAUCCAAAGGCAAGAGUCUCUGAACAGCGAAUAGAACUUUAUCAGAUCGUUGGCCACAAAGAGCUAACAUCACCGACCCAGCGCUAUAUUGACAGUAAGGUAGUGAGAACAAGAGCGGAAGGGGAAUGGCUGUCUUUUGAUGUUACAGAAGCUGUGAGUGAAUGGCUUCUUCACAGAGAUAGAAACAAUGGAUUCAAGAUAAGUUUGCACUGCCCAUGUUGUACAUUUGUACCUUCAAACAAUUACAUCAUACCAAAUAAGAGCGAAGAACUAGAGGCAAGAUUUGCAGGAAUUGACGAUAACUAUAACAGUGGUGAUUUAAAAGUAUUCAAGAAGAGGAAAUUCAAUGGGAAAACUCCUCAUCUCUUACUGAUGCUGCUGCCAUCCUAUAGACUUGAGUCUCAACAAAGUGGCCGAAGGAAGAAACGUGCCUUAGAUGCUGCAUAUUGUUCUAGGAAUGUACAGGACAACUGCUGCUUACGGCCAUUACAUAUUGACUUUAAGAGGGAUCUUGGCUGGAAAUGGAUUCACGAACCCAAGGGAUAUAAUGCCAAUUUCUGUGCAGGGGCCUGUCCAUAUUUAUGGAGUGCAGAUACUCAACAUAGCAAGGUGCUCAGUCUGUAUAACACAAUAAAUCCUGAAGCCUCUGCCUCUCCAUGCUGUGUAUCUCAAGAUUUAGAACCUCUUACUAUCCUGUAUUAUAUCGGAAAAACUCCCAAAAUCGAACAGUUGUCAAAUAUGAUCGUCAAGUCUUGCAAGUGCAGUUAAAACUUUUGAAAGUCCUGGGUACAUCAGUGUUAAAAGAGAAGUUUUACAACACACGGUACUAGUCUGUUUGGAAGAAUCUUUACAACCAACAGGAGCAAAGCAUUUCGAAGGCAUUAAUUCCUAUGCUUCACCUACUAUGUUAGUGAGAUAGAGGAGAAACAGAACCUUGUAAACACUGGAAGAAUUUGUAAGUGUUAAUAUGUGAAAUAAUCGAAGAAUCCCAUGUUCCUGAAAAUCGCUGUGUAGGUAUCACACCUAAUCUAAUCUCUCUCUGUAUUGUUAUGCAAUUGGCAUCCUAGGAACUCCUUACAGUACAAGCCAUUUGUAUUUGUUAUUUGUAUGUAAAACAUUCACUUUUUAGGGUCUUCAACUUUAGGUAGUGAUGUGUGAAUGUGUUACUAAAAUGCUUGGCUAUUAGACCCUUAAGCCAGUUUCCAAGCUGUCAUUUUAAAAUGCAAUGAAACAUGUAAUAUACUUAACGACAUUUGUUUAGAAGUCCAACUUCUCUUAUAGUACAUUAUGGUUGAUGAUAAGAUAAUAAUGAAAAUAAGGCAAAUUGUUUGGUCUAGAAAACAGUCCGCUAUACCAGGAAUUUAGAUUUUUUAUUAUAAUAAAUGUGUAGAAUUUGAACUUAUAUUUGUGGACUCCAGUAAUCCCCCACGUUAUUUGUAACACAAUGGAGCUGAGCUUCAAACUUCAAAAGUGCUUAAUGUUUUUGUCCCCUUUGUAUGACUGUCAUUGUGUAAAUCAAAAUCUGUUACUAAUGCAACUAACCCUAUCACGCACCACGUAGAUGGUCUGUAAGAUAUCUGGAAAGAUAUUACAUCCAAAACUGCUUAGACGGUAGAUGCUGGACUCUGUGUCGAUUCCUCUUGAAGGGCUUGUUUCUGGAGGUCAGGAGACUGAAUGGCCUGUUCAGGCACAGGGACACAGUAUCAUGCUCUUUGAACCAGCCAUUCACACAUGCAGCUAAGUGGACUGGAUCAUUAUUAUGAUGAAAAACUGCAGCAUGACAGAAAAAAGUAGGUCCUAUUCAUGCUCUUUGAACCAGCCAUUCACACAUGCAGCUAAGUGGACUGGAUCAUUAUUAUGAUGAAAAACUGCAGCAUGACAGAAAAAAGUAGGUCCUAUUCACAAAAGGCUAAGGAGUGUUUUAAAACAGAAAUAAACUCCAAACCCUGUUUAGUAGUUGAGAGAGGCUUGGAUUGCACAAAGGAGGGUCUAAAACCUUUAGCAGUUUUAAAAGCAGCAAUGUAACUUGUCAGUGGAUGUGAUAUAGUAUUUUAGAAGUACAGUCUAUUAAAACAAGUAUAUUCUGCUGUGGUUUUUAAUGAAACAGCUAUUUACAAAUGAGGAAAGUCCACACAAUGAAUAUGUGCCGAUUUGAAUAUAGAUGUUGAUACAAAGAUCCAAUUGAGAAAUAUUUUAAGAAGGCAGUAAAGGUUGUUAUAAAUAUCCAUAACUAAUUGCUGUGAAACAAAGAAAAAGCCAAUGUACUACCUUUGUACUAAGUAAUGUGCAUAAACCUGGCCCCAUAAUAUUGAAGGCUGGUUGACAUUCAGUGUGGACAAAGCCUGUCAGUAUAUGAAAUUCAAACUGUCUGAGGUAUAAUUUAGGCUGUAUGUGUUAAACAAAUAACUCCAAGAGAAUAAGCAGGCCCAGAGGAACUGUUUCUAUAAAUCCCUUAAGAAAACUCCUUUUUGUAUUUCGCAUACUUUUCAACAUGUCAAACAGGAUUUUUUGUUUUACUUCUUGUCUAUGGGGGUGCUGGAAUGCAACACCUUUGUGUUUAUAAGCAUAAAGGUUUAGAAACCUGACAAAUGGCACUAAAAGGAGAUUUUGUUUGAUCUUAUCUCUUGUUUAGAUUGAGAUGGAUGCCACACUUGUAGAACUAUACUUGAUUGCGCUGGACGCAGCCAAAUGUUGUACACUUUGAUUACUUUCUCUUUGUAUAGUGCUUCUCUUUGUUUGUGUUUGAGUGCCUUCCUUUUUCCUCAUUAGGAUAAUGUUCUUUGUUUCACAGAAUUGCACUGAUAGUAUUGUAAUGCUUUUUUCCCCCGUAAGUUUUUUAAAAAAUAUUUUGUUUUGAUUUUUUUAAUAUGCAUUUCUUAUUUCCCCUUAGUAAACAAUGGACAUUGAGAAAUACAGCACUUAGAAGGGAGGGUUGGGGGUAACAUUAUUUCCUUCUAUCAACAAUAAAGUCAUAUGGGCAGCAUGGAAUUGAACCGUUAAAUGAAAACAGCAUUGUUAUGUUUUGUUGACCCAUUGCAAUGUAUUUUAACACAUGGUAUGUUUGUUGUGGUGCUCUAAUAGUAAAUAAAUUAUUUAAAUUACAA
Messenger RNA from Acipenser ruthenus (sterlet), 4304 nucleotides. Its product is annotated as transforming growth factor beta-2 proprotein-like. Lineage: Eukaryota; Metazoa; Chordata; Actinopteri; Acipenseriformes; Acipenseridae. The transcript is spliced from 7 exons. Gene Ontology annotation, biological process: SMAD protein signal transduction; transforming growth factor beta receptor signaling pathway; BMP signaling pathway. Bases 736 to 1968 code for a protein of 410 amino acids. The record is from RefSeq and is a predicted model, not a curated record. Gene Ontology annotation, cellular component: extracellular region. Gene Ontology annotation, molecular function: type III transforming growth factor beta receptor binding; cytokine activity; growth factor activity.